Canariomyces notabilis is the source of this 853-nucleotide messenger RNA. RefSeq lists its product as uncharacterized. NCBI's taxonomy places the organism in Eukaryota, Fungi, Ascomycota, Sordariomycetes, Sordariales, Chaetomiaceae. The transcript has a single exon. Bases 4 to 720 code for a protein of 238 amino acids. Gene Ontology annotation, molecular function: FAD binding; monooxygenase activity. The record is from RefSeq and is a predicted model, not a curated record.
AUUAUGCUAACACUCAGGCUUUUGAACAGAGGAGUAUCAUGGGUAGGAGGCAUCGUCAAGCGCCCGCUACCGCCAAACGUUGCCGACAACAGAGCCAUUGUCACGGCCUUUGGCCGCAAGGGCCUCUUUGCCUAUUCCAGCGGCUCGCCGGCCAGCUCCAACGAGCUCAUGUGGCUUUCCGCGUUUGCCACAGAAGAGCCGCCGUCAAGAGACAGCAUCACCAUCAAGGAAAUUGCAGCCGAUGUCCGGAAGCGCUACGGGGCCUGGGGGGAUCCCGUCGUCCGCGAUAUCGUCUCCACGGCCCCCAUCGAGACCGUGUAUCCCAUCUGGGUACUGCCAGACCUGCCCCACUGGGGACAAGAUGGCAUUGUUCUGGUUGGCGAUGCCGCGCAUGCCAUGAGCCCGACUACAGCGCAGGGCGCGUGUCAAGCCUUGGAGGAUGCCCAGGCGCUGGCACUCCUUCUUUGCGAGACGCUCCGCAAGGCGUACGACUCGGGGGAAAAAUUGGACAAGGGUGCAGACAUCUGGCCGCAAAAGGAGCGAGAUGCGGUGGAGUUGAGCAUACGACUGCUGUUCACCAUCCGGUCUCCCCGGGUGUCGGGGAUAGCUGAGGCAGGCAGGCAGUUGGACAGGAAGAGGAGGAAUCUGACCAGGUUCAAGGAGUAUGCAAUGUACUUGUUCCUUUGGCUGAUGUUUCGCCUUUCGAGUCUCGGCAAGUGACGCAUUCUCUCUACACCCCGACCCAUUUGCCUGCCUCCUUUUGCUAACAACCUCUUCUAGUGAAACUGUUGACAGGAGACUCUGGCAAUGAGCUUUAUGGUUGGUCGGCAAAGGAGAUGAUUCGGAAGGCAUU